Molecule: messenger RNA, 3705 nt
Organism: Lolium perenne
Lineage: Eukaryota; Viridiplantae; Streptophyta; Magnoliopsida; Poales; Poaceae
Source: RefSeq, a predicted model, not a curated record
AUAGAGCUGACCCGAUUCUGGACAACUAUGAUCUGGACGUUGAAGACCAUAUAUUCGGCAUCAUAAAAGGGGAUAUUCCAUAUGAGCCGACCGGACAAGAAGAAGAUGAUAUCUCUUCUUAUCUGAACCUUGACGGUGAAGAUGAAGGGCGCCGUCAGCAAGAUGAUGCCGAAGAAACGUCGGUAAACGACGAUCUUGCAUUGGAAGUAGCAACCACCUCCGGCGCCGAGCCCUCGGCCGGAUCGUCGAAAAAAUCGAGUACGUCGUCGUCAAAGCGUGGCGCAACCAAGACGAUGAAACCAAAUGAAACAUGCACCAUCGAGGUUGUCGACGAAGCAACCGGCAGGCCGCUGGAGCCCAGCAAGAACGCCACCAAGUUUAUCAGCCAAUGCGGAGCCGUUGUUAGAGAGAACGUCUCGAUCACCGUCCAGGAGUGGAAUGAGCCAAAGAAGGCACGUCUUGGUUUCACUUUUGUCGAUAAGAGGACAAAAAAAGAUUGCUUCAAGAAGCUUAUAGAACAUUUUGUUCUACCUCCGGAAUACCGCAGAUACGAUGAGGCGGGUAACAAGAUUCAGGAAAACAAGGAGAGGUGCAGGCUAGUCAAACAGUUCGCUCUUUCUAAGAUGGCCGACGCAUUCCGGAAAUACAAGCAAAAUCUAGCCCAUGACUUUGUCAAGCAGGGCAAGACUCCGGAUUUCAAAGGACAAUAUGAGAAACUGCAACAUGAUUGGCCAGAAUUUGUGAAGCAAAAGAAAUCGGAGCAGUUCCUUGAAUUGUCGAAAAAAAAUAAGAAGAAUGCGGCCAAGAAGGAGUACAAUCAUAUUAUGGGGCCAGGAGGGUAUCGCUUUUGGCAGCCUAGGUGGGAGAAGAUGGAGAACGAGCUGAGGGCGCGAGGAAUCCGUCCAGGUACGGAGGGAUGGGACCCAAGGGCCAAAAGCUGGUGGUACGGGCAUGGGGGAUCGCUGAACCCGGAGACAGGGGAGUGUGUUUAUCAGGGCAAAAUAAUUAAACCCACCCAAAAGCUUAUUGAGGCAAUGAGGGAUGCUCAAGAGGGGAGGAUCAAGUUCAACAGAGAGAACGACGCCCUGACAAAAGCCCUCGGGAAUCCUGAACACGGAGGACGUGUACGAGGCAUGCCCGGGGACAUUCCGUGGAAAGUAGGGUUCCCCCAGAACGAUGACCCGUACGGUUACAGAAGCCGUAAGAGAAAGAUGGAUCGGGAUGCAGAUGUUGUGGCGAAGCUGGUAACGGAAAUGGAUGUGAUGAAGAAAACCGUGAGUGUACUAGUAGCCGAAAGAGAUGCAUCUCGGGCGCAUCAUGAAGAUCAUCCAAUGGAUCUCGGAAGCCAGCAGAGAAGAAGCAGCGUGGCUUCCACGGAGGCCUCACCGGCUGGUGCACCGGAGCAUCUGGUGGUCGAAGUUACUGCACCGGAGCCUCCUCGCUACCCCGUGGACGAUAUAAAGGAGAUGAAAGCAUGUCAUCUGUAUUAUCCUAUCGGGAACAUGUCCAUGAAGGUAGCCACCGGCAGUGCUUUACCACCUGGAGCACUCCACCACAACAACCCCAUUCCAGAUGGCUAUGCUCGUGUCACGGUGGAGGAGAUAGUCCAAGGGUUUGAGGACCUGGACAUUGACAUUGCUACACCUGAAGGGGCGACAAGACUUGGAGAUGUCAAGCGCCAGUUCAUUCUGUGGCAGAAGAAGUUUAUCAAGUUUCCAGGCGAGGCGCCAAGGCAAACAAGUCCACCCCCCUCCGGUGGUGGUGGCGGCGGCGGUGGUGGUGGUGGUGGAUCACCUACACCUCCGGCGGGUAAGCCGACGCCGCCCCCCAAUUCACCUCCGGCGGGUAAGCAGACGCCGCCCCCCAGUCCUCGUCCGGCGGGUGAUCAGACGCCGCCCCCCAAUCCACCUCCGGCGAAGAAGCAGAAGCAGUCCUGGGUUAUUAACCCGGACCCUUACGUACCUGCAACCACAAACAUACCGGAGCCAUCACUUAAGCCUCUCCCCAAGAGGUCUUGGGAAUGUAGUGCCGAGGAAGUCGAGGCGGGCGCGGCUGCUGAUUUAGAGAAAUGGAAGGCGAGCUGCAAGAAGAAAAUAGAGGGCGAGCCCAAGCCAGUAUUUUCUGAUGAGCAAAAGAAGUGGGCUAAGACAUUUUUGAACACACCGUCCCAAGCCGCGAAGAAUCUCCCUGCCGACUAUGAACGUGAACUUCGUGCGCAAGCACUCACGUUCCGGAGGAAGCAGGAGGACGCGAAGAAGCAGGAGAAGAAAGCCUUGGAGGAGGCCCAGAAAAAAUUAGAAAGGGGGAAACAACAAGUUGCCCAGCUCGGGGAACAAAGUAAACAGUCGAUCCCCCCGCUCAUAGUGAAAGCCGCAGGUCCGGAGGACGAAGCCCCUGAUGUCAUAGCAGCUGCGGCAGCACAGGGAUUGACUGUAGCGAAAGCCAAAGAACAAGCGGCAGACUUAGGUCUGACUCUUCGUGUAGCAUUAGGCCUUGAUGACGUGGCAAUGAAGGACGUAGUAUUUGGAUAUGUGAAGGAUGGUCCUCUCGUCGAGCCUGCGCAGGAAGAGGAUCUACCUCGACAAAUGAAAGGUCUGCUAAAUUGGUACAAGGGUUACAUAAAACUUAAAAACGCCAGAGAAUAUAUUUAUGCGGAAGUUAGACCUGAGCAUCACUUCAAACAUUACUAUAUAACAAUUCAUCGGAGUGAAUUGUUCCAGCUGUUCAAUCUGCGCGAGCUCGACAAAUCUAUCAUCAGCUGCUAUGUUCUAAUGAAGAAGCGGGAAAUGCGAAUAAGGCACACCCAUGAUGUUGGGUUCAUUGACCCACAAAUCGUUAAUUCAUAUGUGUUACAACACCACCCCAGAGACGUGGAGGGUGACCUGUGGAUGUUUCUUACAAAACAGGAACUCAAAAGUGAUAUUCUAUUUCCUUACCAUUUUGGGUUCCACUGGAUUCUGCUAGUAAUUCAAAUUCAGAACUCCACAGUUAUCGUCCACGACUCUCUGAAUAUGGAUACGAAGCUUUGGGCCGACAUGAGAAAAAUGAUGCAAAAGGUUUGGAGACGGUUCGUAGAUCAAAAGGUCGGUGAAUUCAAAAAAGAGCUACAUUUUAAAAUGGCAAAGGCUGCGACGACCGGGGACAUUCAGCCACCGGGGACCAAUCUAUGUGGAUACUAUGUUUGUGAGAGGAUCCGGAGAUACACCACUGAGCGGCAGCCGUCUGAGAACAACACCAUGAGGAAUAACCUCCGGGCGACGCUUACUCCAGAAGCUCGCUUCCGACCACUUCAAGAGGAACUAGCUGGAUGGUUGGCGAACCAAGUCAUCGAUCCUAGAGGAGAACACUAUGUAGAGGACGUAGAACUUUAUAUGCACUAAAUAUGUAUGGAAACUUGUUCAAAAUUGUAUAUGGUCAUCCGAUAUUGAAUAUAUAUUGUAUAUUCCUCUUGAAUUCUUUUUGGUUCUAAUUUCAAAUUUGUUUGAAAUUGUACAUUCACAUGCAUGUAUACCGUAGAAUAUGUGAAACUCCUUCAAAAUUAAAAUAAAACACAAAAGAAAUAAAACAAUACAACUUAAAAAGUAACCAGGGGUUAGGGGAACCAGGUUAGGGGGGGGGCUAAAACCCUAAACCUGCGGCGGCCUUUAGUCGCGGUUGGUGAGCAGAACCGCGACUAAAGGUCCUCCGCCCUGGCGCUCGCCUGCC